This is a messenger RNA of Momordica charantia (bitter melon), 971 nucleotides long. Its product is annotated as protein SPEAR3. The record is from RefSeq and is a predicted model, not a curated record. NCBI's taxonomy places the organism in Eukaryota, Viridiplantae, Streptophyta, Magnoliopsida, Cucurbitales, Cucurbitaceae. Gene Ontology annotation, molecular function: DNA-binding transcription factor activity.
GUUUCUCUUUUCUUUUUUUUUGUCUUCCAAAAUUCCUGCUGUACGACGUCGUUUAAUUAGUUCCUGAUCAGGCCGGGAAAUACAAAUUGAAAUAAUUAAGUUCCAAAAUUCCUGUAUUGUGCAGCGUGGGAUUUGUAUGUGUGAUUAAUGGCCGGGAGUGGUUAUUUUGGGGAGCAGAGUUUGGGAUCGCCGUCACCGUCGCCGUCUCCGAGGCGAUCGGGGAAGAAGAGUGGUUCGGGUUCGAGUUCGGGUUCCGAUAAGCAGCCGAGGCAGCCGCAGAGAGGAUUGGGAGUGGCUCAGCUUGAGAAGAUCAGAUUGCAUGGUGAAAUUGCUUCAGCUGCUGCUGCUACGGCUAGUUAUCAUCCCACUUCUUACUCCUUCAACAACGAUCAAGAGGCUGUGGCGAGAGUGCAGACGGGAUAUUCGUCUAUGUCCUCGUCCUCGUCUUCCUCCUCGCCCUCCUAUGCCUUCCCCUCCAAUAUUAUGAUGGGGUUUGGAGAAUAUGAAAGAAGAAACCUCAUAGAUGGCGAUUCUCAAUACAGCACAGCAGCAAGAUGGGAUCCAAGCAACGGUGGCAUCUUAGAGAGUACACAACAUUUUGCACAGCCAAGUAUGCCAUGUUAUCUUCAAAAUCCACAAGCUGAGUGGAGGCAGAGCAGAAAGACAAAGAGCAAAAGGCAGAAUAACAUUAAUUGUGAAGAAGCAUGUGAUGAUGAGAGCCAAGAACUGGACUUGGAGCUCAGACUUUCAAUCUAAAUAUUAAUUAUUCAAGCAACCCCAUGGUUUUGGAUUUGGAUUUGGAUGCUUCAUCUUUCUAAUUUCAUACCAUAAUUUCCAUGGAAAUUCAAAUAUAAUUGGAUCUCUCAAAAUUGAUGUAAGUCAAGACUACACCAACUUUGUGGAACUCUCUUCUUUAUAUGUGCCUUGCUUUAAUGAAUGAAUCAAUGGGCUCAUCAACCCAUUUUUUUUCA